UCUUCAGUAAAUAAUCGUCUCUGCUUUCCUGCCUUAAUUUGGCAAACAUGAAAAAAGGGCAAAGAACGCUACACCUUAUGACUGACGACAGUACAUUUGUAAGAAAAGUCCAGGAAACUCAUGCUCCUGAUGGGCGAUAUGUUGAUUGCAAGCUGAUUUUAGAGAUAGCUGAGGAGAUCUUCGACUUGGCAAUGGCUGCAGAGGCUAAGCACAUUGGAGCAACAAGCAUGGACAAGGAGGGUACUCCAGCAGCUGAGCAAGAAGAACACGAGCAACAUGGUGAUUCUGACUUGUUCAAGGGCCUGUCUGAUAUUAUUAAGAGAAUCUCCAUUGAGACAGCCUACUCUGAUGACGUCGAUACGCAUUCAAAAACUAUGUCCUUGUUGAAAUCUUUAUCCAGCUAUUCAUGGGAGGCAAAGUUGGUGCUAUCACUAGCUGCUGUGGCUUUAAAUUAUGGCGAAUGUUUGCUCCUCACUGAGCUUUACUUAUCAAAUAAUCUUCCUGAACAAAUGGCAAUCCUCAAGGGAAUGGCAGAUAUUCGCCAAUACUCAGACAUGCUAAAAUCCCGGGUCAGUGCUCUCAACAGUCUCAUUAAGUCGAUAUUGAAUCUAGCCAAAUGCGUCAUUGAGUUCACAGAGCUACUGUCUGUGUCUUCUUCCCUUGAUGUCAAAGCAUCUUCGGUUGCCACUGAUGCCAUCAUCUCAGCCACUUACUGGACCAUCAGGGGUGCCGUUGCUUCUGUAAAUUCUGCCCAGCUGAAUACCAAAAUAGGUUUUGAGACAAUAUCAACGACUGAGCUGUGGGAACUAUCCUCAUUGGGACACAAAAUGGGAUCCAUGAAGGAACAUUUACAGAGUCAAUUAACUUUUUUCCGCAGUCAUAUUGAGGAGAAGAAGGUGAAGGAUGCUUAUGACGCACUGGUCUUUCUUACUCGGUACCCACCUAGAGAUAACUUGGAAGUUCUUAAAGUUUUAUUAUGCCCCAACGAAGAGGAGCAACCUUUGUAUGAUGCUUCUAAUAAGACAACGGUCAAGCUUGAUAUCCUAAGGAAGAAGACUGUUCUAUUGCUUAUAUCAGGAUUAGAUAUUGAUGAGGAUCAGGACUUGGUUAUUCUUUCUGCCAUUUACAAAGAAUCCAGGAUGCAUGAAACAUCAGCAGAAAAUCACUAUGAAGUGGUCUGGAUCCCCAUUCUUGAUCCUUCUAACAAGAUGACACCUGAUAUGGAAAAAAUCUUGGAGAACAAAAGGACUAGAAUGCAAUGGUACUCAGUAAAUGCCCCAAAUAAGAUUGAUCCACUUGUCAUAAAACUCAUCAGGGAGCAGUACCACUACCAGGAUCAACCAAUUGUUAUGGUGUUGGAUCCACAGGGAAUGGUGGUAAAUACAAAUGCCAUUGAUAUGAUAUGGAUAUGGCAAAAUAGGGCAUUUCCUUUUUCGCAGGCCACUGAAGAAGCUCUCUGGAAGGAUGGGGUCUCGGGGCUUGAGUUGUUUGUCAAUGGCUUUCACCAUGAAAUUGAGAAUUGGGUGAAGGAGGGAAAGUACGUCAUUCUGUAUGGAGGAGAUGAUGUUGAAUGGAUCCGCAACUUUGUCAGCUCGACUCGUCAAGUGAAGGAGGCGGGACACAUCCCACUAGAGAUGUUAUAUGCAGGAAGGAGCAACCAAAAGGAGCAAGACAUGAACAAUUUAAUCAACUCGAUUGUGAACGAAAAGCUCGGUGAAAUCUUGGGAGAUGUGAACACGAUAUCGCUUUUCUGGAAUCGAAUUGAGCACAUGAAGCGUUCCAGGAUCAGACUGGGAAGUGGUAAAGUUGGAGAAGAUCAAGAUCCACUCCUGCAGGACAUCACAAAACUUCUGAGUUAUGACCAGAUCAUGGGUAGAUGGGCAUCCCUAUUCAAAGGAAACGAACUGGUCUUAACGGGGUAUGGAAAUAUCAUGCUUCCUACAAUGACAAGGUGCAUCGAAGCAUUGAAGGAGAAUGCAAACAAAGAGUUUGAUGUAACAUUCAAGGAGUGUUUCGACAGUUCUCAAAUCGUCGAUACCCCUCCCAUUCGACUCAUUUUGCCCAGCAGUUACGAGAGGAACAUUAGUGUGGUUUUAUGCAUCGAGUGCAGCCGCGUCAUGGACAAAUACAUCCUCUUCUCCUGCGACCACGGCAAGCAGUGACAACAAUGAUCAUAUUGGAAGCAGUCAAGUUUCUCCGUGUUAUAUAUAAUACACAGUAGUGGUUGUAGGCAAGUUUUGCCAACUUCAUGAUCUGUCGUAGACUCUAAAUAAUUUCUCAAAGCAAAAUAUUCCCCAAACUCCGGCUACAAUAAGCCUAUCUUACAGGACUAAAGUUUGAAAUCCUACCCGAGUCUUUUUCCCUCCUUCAACAGUUCAACCAACUACCAGCCUUCAGCCGUUAUAUUUUAACAGCAGAAGAUGAAAUGGACCAAUUAUGCAACCAUUUGAUCGCGGAGUUAACGAGGCGCAGAUUUGUUUCUCUUGGUGUAAAUGAAAUAUAGCCGCUGCGAAUCCAAUUUAAAUCAAAUUUAACCAUAAUCAUACAAUUGCCUGUCAAACUCUAUGCUGGGAAUCUUGAUUUGGCUCUUAUCCUGAAAUUUGUACUUCUGUGGGCAUCGGUCAUUGCAUAAGUGUACCUUAGUGAUGCUGCAUCUACCACUGGAUAAAGCUUCUACGUAGACACAGUACUGAAAUUUGCAAUUUUGUGGGAUUAACCUGAAAUAUUUUUCCCUCAAAUUUGCUCUUUAGUCAAUGUAUGGUAGAAAAUAGUCAUUUCUGACUAAGGCCUCCCAUUUAAAUGAAGAUACAAAUAAAGUCACUGGCGGAAAUGUGUUCAUCAAUGAGUUAAAAACCUUGUCUUAUAAUUUACAUCAACUCGAUGAUUCUUCUCCUCCAAAAGAAAUUCACACCCACUUGAUUUGCUUCUUUAACUUGUUCACAUUAAUAAACAGGUGGAGGCAAUUGCCAUCCUGCAACA
Sesamum indicum (sesame) is the source of this 2979-nucleotide messenger RNA. RefSeq names its product protein SIEVE ELEMENT OCCLUSION B. Lineage: Eukaryota; Viridiplantae; Streptophyta; Magnoliopsida; Lamiales; Pedaliaceae. Gene Ontology annotation, biological process: phloem development. The record is from RefSeq and is a predicted model, not a curated record.